AUGCAAUACGAACAAGAACCGAUUCUUUUAGAACCAAGAGAACAUUUUGGUAUCGUGAAAUCUCAAUCAAAACAACAGCAUCAGACGUGGUACUCAACCAAAGUGCGCAGCAUCUGGAUUACCGUUUUGUUGAUGUUAUGUAUCAUUAGUGGUAUCAUGGUUGCAUAUCAUAGCUACAGCAAGAAUAAGGUAGGGAAGACAGUGCUCGAAUUGAAAUCAUAUACCCGCGCGCGAUACAAACCCGAAUUGCCGAAAAAUAUCGGUUAUAUGGAUAUAUAUAUUCGUAAACCCACUUCGGAUGGUAGUCUACAACCGUUCAGACGAUUUCAUUUUCCAGCUGUUUGUUAUCGACAUCGUGAUUUUCCAUUGAGCGGUCGAUUUAUAAAUCCCAUGCCAUGGACUAAUAUCUACUUUGAGCGACGCAGUCGGCAAACAGUCAUCUAUUCUUCAAAGGGCAAUGUUUGUGUUUUGCCAUCAUUAAUCAAUGAUUACGAUGAAAUUUACUCAGUCGCUGAACUCAUUGCAGCUGGUUAUGCUAGUUUAGCUAGAAGUGGGGGAAAACCACUUCGUGCCAUCGAUGUGACAUUUUAUUUUAAAUCAAUGCCAUUGACGGAUCCCGAUGUGCCACAAGUUGAUGAUUUCACAGGUGUUUUUAACGAUAGAGUCUACACGCGAUAUGGCUCAUUUCCUUCUGGUAAACGGAAGGAUCAUGUUGGUAUAUAUUCAACAACUGAAUCAGAAGAUGAAGAUAUAUACGAUCCGUCUCGAAAUUAUUAUUAUAGAUCACGAAAACCGUACUCACAGUAUACAAAGACUGGUAUAACAAGAGUUACAACGACGACAACGCUUACUACAACUUCUGAACCUGUACGCACUGGUAUCACCAAAAUCGUUAUCAACCCAACAACGAAUGCCAUUGCACCUAGUGAAAAUCCAACGUUUGGUGGAACAACAUUUGGUACUGUGGGCAUGUACGAGAAACUUCGAGGUAUCGCUUAUGGACAACUGGAUCCGUACGACAUACAUAACAGCAUAAUUACGGAUUUAAAACUCGCUCCUCGUAACAAGAACGGAAUGGUUGAAUACUCAACAGAUUUUUAUAUACUCAAACCAGUCAACCUAACCAAUGGCAACCAUAAGCUGUUCUUUGAAGUCAAUAAUCGUGGUGGUAAACUGUUCGGUUCAUUUGCUCAAUCAUCCGGUGGUAACAAUCCAACUACCGCCAGUGACGCUGGCCAAGCUUUUCUAAUGAACCAAGGCUACACUAUGGCUUGGUGUGGUUGGGAUCCNCUUACUCACAAUGCACCGACGGAUAUAACUAUGCAAUACGAACAAGAACCGAUUCUUUUAGAACCAAGAGAACAUUUUGGUAUCGUGAAAUCUCAAUCAAAACAACAGCAUCAGACGUGGCACUCAGCAAAAGUGCGCAACAUCUGGAUUACUGUUUUGUUGAUGUUAUGUAUCAUUAGUGGUAUCAUAGUUGCAUAUCAUAGCUACAGCAAGAAUAAGGUAGGGGAGACAGUGCUCGAAUUGAAAUCAUAUACCCGAUACAAACCCGAAUUGCCGAAAAAUAUCGGUUAUAUGAAUAUAUAUAUUCGUAAACCCACUUCGGAUAGUAGUCUACAACCGUUCAGACGAUUUCAUUUUCCAGCUGUUUGUUAUCGACAUCGUGAUUUUCCAUUGAGCGGUCGAUUUAUAAAUCUCAUGCCAUGGACUAAUAUCUACUUUGAGCGACGCAGUCGGCAAACAAUCAUCUAUUCUUCAAAGGGGAAUGUUUGUGUUUUGCCAUCAUUAAUCAAUGAUUACGAUGAAAUUUACUCAGUUGCUGAACUCAUUGCAGCUGGUUAUGCUAGUUUAGCUAGAAGUGGGGGAAAACCACUUCGUGCCAUCGAUGUGACAUUUUAUUUUAAACCAACACCAUUGACGGGUCCCGAUGUGCCACAAGUUGAUGAUUUCACAGGUGCUUUUGACGAUGGAGUCUACACACGAUAUGGCUCAUUUCUUACUGGUAAACGGAAGGAUCAUGUUGGUAUAUAUUCAACGAUUGAAUCAGAAGAUGAAGAUAUAUACGAUUCGUCUCGAAAUCAUUAUUAUAGAUCACGAAAACCGCACUCACAGCAUACAAUAGAGACUGAUAUAACAAGAGUUACAACGCUUACUACAACUUCUGAACCCGUACACACUGGUAUCACCAAAAUUGUUAUCAACCCAACAACGAAUGCCAUUGCACCUAGUGAAAAUCCAACGUUUGGUGGAACAACAUUUGGUACUGUGGGCAUGUACGAGAAAGUUCGAGGUAUCGCUUAUGGACAACUGGAUCCGUACGACAUACAUAAUAGCAUAAUUACGGAUUUAAAACUCGCUCCCCGUAACAAGAACGGCAUGGUUGAAUACUCAACUGAUUUUUAUAUACUUAAACCAGUCAACCUAACCAAUGGCAACCAUAAACUGUUCUUUGAAGUCAAUAAUCGUGGUAGUAAACUGUUCGGUUCAUUUGCUCAAUCAUCCGGUGGUAACAAUCCAACUACCGCCAGUGACGCUGGCCAAGCUUUUCUAAUGAACCAAGGCUACACUAUGGCUUGGUGUGGUUGGGAUCCNAACGGAAUGGUUGAAUACUCAACAGAUUUUUAUAUACUCAAACCAGUCAACCUAACCAAUGGCAACCAUAAGCUGUUCUUUGAAGUCAAUAAUCGUGGUGGUAAACUGUUCGGUUCAUUUGCUCAAUCAUCCGGUGGUAACAAUCCAACUACCGCCAGUGACGCUGGCCAAGCUUUUCUAAUGAACCAAGGCUACACUAUGGCUUGGUGUGGUUGGGAUCCAAGUGUGUCUCCAACCGGUAGCCCAGAUCUUUUGCGAAUCUAUUUACCUAUUGUCACGAAUGCCGAUGAUACUUCAAUUACUGGUCCUGGUUACGAAUAUAUUGUCCUUGACAAUUCAGUUACCACAUCUUACAUGACUGCAUAUCGCACUGUUAGUACUGAUACAACUAAAGCAAAGUUGACAGUAAAAGAUCAUUUAACUGAUGCACCGAUAACUAUUUCACCUACUGACUGGAUGUGGACUAGCGACAACACAAUUUCACUUUUACCUCUCAAUACAACAUUUAAACAAAGUUCGAUCUAUGAACUAGUGUAUACAGCCAAAGAUCCCUAUGUAGCCGGUAUUGGUUUCGCUGCAACCCGAGAUUUUGUGUCUUUCUUGCGCAGUUCAAGAGGCGAUAACCCAUUGGCUGGUGACGUUACUCGAGUACUAUCCUGGAGUCUUUCUCAGCCAGCACGGUACAUGAAUGACUUCAUCUGGUUGGGCUUUAACGAGGAUUUAGAAAAGAAACAUGUGUUCGAUGGAGUGUUUAAUUGGAUCGGAGCUGGCAACGGAAUAGGUCUGAACUAUCGUUUUGCCCAGUCAGCACGUACAGAACGCAAUCGACAGAAUCAUCUUUAUCCCGAGGCGCCCUUCCCAUUUUCUUAUACAACUCUAACCGACUCUGGUAUGCAUAAAACUGAUGGUCGUAAUAUGCGAUGCACAAAGACAAAUACAUGUCCAAAGAUCAUGAAUAUUAUUUCAUCAAACGAAUACUGGGUCAAAGCUGGUUCAUUGUUACAUUCUAGUAUUGAAGGUUACGAUAUCCCUACGCCAUCGAAUGUUCACAAUUACUUAAUAUCCGGCACUCAGCAUGGAGGGGCAGCAGCUGCUAACUCUCGUGGCAUCUGUCAACAAUUCGGUAACACAGUAGAUGCAAACCCUGUACUUCGAGCACUUUAUGUCGCGCUCGAUCAAUGGAUUGAUGGUACCAAUCCACCUGCUAGUAGAGUUCCUAAUCAUAGCGAUAAAACCGCAGUGUUGUCUAGUACAACGGAAAAUUCUCAUCUCGGCAUUGGUAUUAUAUCACAAACGGCGUUAAAUUGGCCAACAAUUCCAAAUGUUCUGUAUACAGGCCUAGUGACAGUGCGUAAUCGCUUCGACUUUGGACCUAAAUUUAGUAGAGGGAUCAUCACGAUUGCUCCACCUAAGUCUGUAGGUGUUUAUUAUUCUUCUUUCGUUUCAAAGCUUGAUGCAGAUGGCAAUGAAUUGGCUGGUAUACGCCUUCCACCUGUAUCUGUACCAGUUGCAACAUAUACCGGGUGGAAUUUACGAAGUGCAGCGUUUGGUGGCAAUGAUGGAUGUGAAUCAACUGGUUCAACGAUACCAUUUGCGCCCGACAAAGCUACACGAAUGGCUAAAGGAGAUAGUCGCUUAUCGUUGACUGAGCGUUAUGGUACUCGAAGUAACUAUGAAAAGGCUGUGGCUGCAGCAGCCAAUGAACUUGCUAAGCAACGCUUACUACUUCCUGCCGAUGUUCAAGCGUAUAUUACUGCCUCACAACAAACUAUUCAAGUUAUCAACAGUCCAACAUAUGGAAAUUAUACGUGUAACUAUGAAAAGGCUGUGGCUGCAGCAGCCAAUGAACUUGCUAAGCAACGCUUACUACUUCCUGCCGAUGUUCAAGCGUAUAUUACUGCCUCACAACAAACUAUUCAAGUUAUCAACAGUCCAACAUAUGGAAAUUAUACGUGGUAA
Adineta ricciae is the source of this 4557-nucleotide messenger RNA. The record is from the annotation of a GenBank genome assembly. Lineage: Eukaryota; Metazoa; Rotifera; Eurotatoria; Adinetida; Adinetidae.